AUGGGCCCCUUCACCGACGACGACUCGGACGACUACGUGGUCGGCGGCGGCGACGGCGGCGACGGCGACGGCGGCGGCGACGGCGGCGGCGGCGGCGGCUGGAGCUACCGCAGGGGCGGCGGCCCCGCGCCAACACCGUGGAGGCCCGAAGACUUCGAGUUCAUCAUGGCAGGAAUCAAACCGAUUUACAAAUCUGAGGCGGGCCAGGACCAGAACCAGAUCCACAUCCCAAAGGUCAAGCGCCGCUUGGAGGGCAAGGAUCUCGAGAAGGAGUUCAACGCCGCCUCCGACUUCGUCCAGGCCUGCACCUUGAGCGUCCCCGAUGGUGUGUAUCUUCGGUUCUACGGCCUCCAUAAGGUCGCCACCGAGGGGCCCUGCACCGCGCCGCCGCCCUUCCCCCACAAGCUCAAGCCCCACAACGAGUGGAAUGCGUGGAACAAUUUGGGUGAUAUGAGUCCAGAAGAAGCUAUGAACGAGUAUAUCGCCGCUGCUCGUGAGCUCUUCCCCAGCUGGGCCCAAGCUUAUUAUACAAGUGUGAAAGAUGAGGAAACCAGUGCGUCUGCAACAGGCUCAAAGGGGCCAGGACCUGCAUCUAAAACAAAUGAAUUAGAACUUGGGGAGAUACAUGUUUCUGCAAGGGAAGGAGAAAUGGAAGAUCUUAAAAAGCAUCUGGAGUCUGGUGUAGAAAUCAAUGCAAGAGAUAGUGAAAAGAGAACCCCAUUGCACUGGGCUGUGGACCGGGGUCACCUAGGUGCUGUGGAGCUCCUUGUCCGUUCAAAUGCAGACGUGAAUGCUCAGGACGAUGAAGGUCAGACACCACUUCACUAUGCUGUCCGUCGCGAGAGAGAAGACAUCGCCCAACUCCUUGUCAAGCACGCUGAUCUCCAGAUCAAGGACGGCGACGGGAACACCGCUCAUGACCUCUGCUCCUUGGCCUGGCCGUUCCUCAAGCCGGGAAACUGAUAUGGCGCAAUGAGUCUCCAAUAUACGUUGACGCCUAGUACCACAACUACGACUGUAAAAAAAACAUACCGAGCUCGAUUAGCUGGAUUAGAUGAGCUGUUUUACCAACCUCAUCGAAUACAUAGUUGCCGAAAGUCAGAAGAUAAUCUCAGUGCAGGGUAGACAUCUUGUAGUAUCGUUUUGUACAGUUUAUGCUGCUUUUGUGUGUUUGGGCUGCACAUCAACAGUUUGGCCAGAAACAUAUAUGAACUCAUGCUAGAAUAUACUAUGUUGUCAUCAAUAUACUACAUCUCUUAUUAUUAUUGGAC
Messenger RNA from Triticum urartu, 1271 nucleotides. Its product is annotated as acyl-CoA-binding domain-containing protein 4. The record is from RefSeq and is a predicted model, not a curated record. Gene Ontology annotation, molecular function: protein binding; fatty-acyl-CoA binding. NCBI's taxonomy places the organism in Eukaryota, Viridiplantae, Streptophyta, Magnoliopsida, Poales, Poaceae.